Messenger RNA from Varroa destructor (honeybee mite), 5546 nucleotides. RefSeq lists its product as uncharacterized. The record is from RefSeq and is a predicted model, not a curated record. Lineage: Eukaryota; Metazoa; Arthropoda; Arachnida; Mesostigmata; Varroidae.
CGUUAAGGAUAGACGCAAAAGACGUGAAGGUCCAAGCAGUGUCGCGUUGCUGGGUUUAUCUUAAACGUGCUGCGCACUCGUGCAGAAAAACAAUCCUCAGGGAAGAGACGUUCGUCGAUACGCCGCUGGCCGCUCACCCAGCGGCGAACCGUUAGCAACCAUAGGCUGUCUUUCAUCUUGGUCGAAUACGCUUGCUCAGUAUUUUGUUAGGAGUUCUACCUGGCGGCAGGCGUUUGGUGGAACUAUCUCUGCUGUUAGAUCGAGCAAUUCGUCCAAUUUGACUUUGACCAAUCGAAGAUUAACUGACUGUUAUGGCAGUGCCUGAAUAAGCUUUCGGGAUCAAUCGUAUUUUCAAUAUCUUAAGAUGAUGGGAGCAGGGCUUCCGGAUUAACUCCUAUUGAAUAUCUGUAUAUCUUUAUUCCUGUUUCGAGACUGAAACGAUUGUAUUCUAUUAUUGAAAUGUUCCAUUUGCCCGCCUAGGUUUAGACCGAGUAGCUGUACAUAGAAGAAAGACUCAGUUGUAAAGAGUGUGAUGACGAAUCAGUAAGAAUAUCGAAUAUGCAAUGAAGGUUUUGUCGUGCGCGCUUGUAAUAGUUGUGAUUCUCACUACCAGGACUGUGGCAUGGAAGCCUGAUCAGACAGAUAGGAGUGAACGGUCACCGAAUAAUAGUUCUCAGGGAAACGAAAACUAUUAUGGCAGACAUCCCGGUGGUGGAUCAGAUCUAAAAAAUAUAAGUCACGAGCUGGACGAUGAUUCACUUGAAGACGACAGAAGAGGUGUGUCUCGAGAUCGGGACCAGGAUCGUGGAAAUGAGAAUCGCCCGUUUGACGAGCAGCGUUCACGCCACGAUAACAAUCGAAACUCGCAGGAGCUUUCGCCGGUAUCGCCGCUAGCUGAGCAAAUUGAACGAAUCAGUAGUGCCGAAGAGGCCAGCAUUGAACGCGAAGACAGCCGCGAACGUCGGGUGACUCAAAAUUUUGCGUCCUCUGAAUACACCGACGAUACGGAAUCGCAGUCAAGGGAGCGUCCAGCAAAAGAUUAUGGUGGCCAUGAUACUGACGGCGCUGCCAGAGACAGCUCGCGGGUUGACAGCACCGAGGCUUACAGACUAGCAGGCAAGCGCGAUUACGACUACGAGGAUAAGCCUCAUUCCUAUAAAAAACUGCAUACGAAAAACAAGCCUCUACAGGCUCGUGGAGCAAAAGAAGGGAAUCAGUACGGAUACUGGGUACGGAAAGAGGAACAGGCAAUCGACCGAAAUCGCGAUAGUAGAGAACGUCCGGAGAGAAGUGCCGUAAGAAACGACGAUACAACCAAAACAGGACCGGUAAAUCGUGAGCCUUAUAAGUCGCAUGAUAAUCAGCUUAGCUUGAAUGGGGAUGAUUCGUCGAGGCCAGGCACCGGUGACGAAGACAAAAGUAAACGAAAUGAUGUGGAGGACGUUCUCAUGAGAUAUCGUUCUGAUCUGGACAACGAAAAAAAUCUUCAACUGGGUGAGGUCGACACUGCGUACGGAGCUAAAAAAACGACGGAUCUAAGCGCACGACACCUCAGUGAACUAGAACUAACUCGAGACAAAGGCCGCUGUUCGAAAAAGGAGUCGGCCUAUGAACCUAAAGCAUAUUACAGAGCUACACGUAACGAAAGAUACGAACUGGAUGAAGAACCCUAUGACAGAGGUAACAGAGUAAAUGUAAAUGGAGAAAACAGGCAGAGAAUGCACAAGCUACAUAAUGCUAAUGAUUCUCUUAAAUACAAACUCUCAAAAAAAAACCAGCAAUAUCCAUAUAAAACCGUUCAACAAACACGUUAUUAUGGUAGAUCCAACUUGGUUCCACCGCUUUAUCCACCUUUUGGUAGUGACGAUCAGCAAGCGAGAAAAAUCCCCGAAAUAAACCAGGCGCGGUUGGACAGCAGACAUCGAAUGCAUGACUUGUCACCUACACUGCGCCCGACACGUCGUCCUUUAUCGAGAGCAGUGAAUCGGCGAAAUCCCCGAGCUGUUAUUUCUGUAUACGAAUCAUUCCUUCCUUAUAAUAAAAGCUCGCUGCUAUUGUUAACCAAAGGACAGCCACUAUCGAAUGAAAAGCGUGUUACUCAACAUGCAGUUCUCCAAGGAACAAGACAUCCUCUACAACAUGCUGCUCAACGAGCAGCGCAAGCUCCAAGAAAACAAUCUGCUAAGGUUCCGGAAAGUGACACGGAAAAUGCCCCAAGCAGGUCACAGGAAGAAAAUGAACGGCCUCGCAGACCUGUGUAUCGGCUCGCGCCUUCACCGGCAUAUCGGACUUCACGAAGACCUGCCUCACCCUCCCUAUCACACCAUAUAUUACACGACUUCAAGAAAUUAGACAAUCGUUGGUUACCCAAAUACCCCCGUCAUGGCAUAACACGACCCCCACGACCUCAACACAGAAAACUUACAGGUCAUGCUGCUCGACUAAUAGCAAACCGUCGACGCGAUCCAAACAAGCACCAUCCAUCUGAAAAGGACUUAGAAGUCUUGACAUUGACAGCGUCUACAACAACGUCAACUAAACAUCCAGUUAUUUGCCCCUGGGGAUGGCAGGGGAACGUGAACCUCACCAGUGACGAACUUCUUCAUCGGGUUCCCGGAGAGACUGGCGAGUUUGGAACUCGAGUCGCUAGUUUACAGAGGUUGCCAUGGCAGAAAGCGAGAGAUAAAGUUGAUCGCAAUGAUACCUGGAAAAAGAUACCGAGAGUUUCAACGCUCGAAAGUACAUGCCCAGCUGCGAAUUCAAGUACGAUGCAGCCUGAAACCGGCUUCUCCGAGGGUAGCGCUGUGCAUUCAUCGGAUGCGGGAGUCAAAGCUUUGCGUUUCCCCAACUCCUUUCUUUCUUAUGAUGGCAUUAACGACAUUGUGUAUCCUCCUAUUAAGUACGGUCAUUUAAGCACUGCCGUGGCUGGUUCAGCGGCAGUCAGAUCAACAAAGGCGGAAAAGGACAGGCUCACGGACACAUCUAUUCUCGUAGAAGAAGGUCUCAGGUCACCACCCAUAGUGCCCAGGACCGCUAAGGAAGAGAACCAUGUUGAAUUCUCAGAAGACGCCUUCUGGCGAACCUGGAAGCCACCAGCAGACAUCGCGACCUAUAACGGUAAGACUGGUCUAAACACAGCUGUCACCCAGCAAAAGAAUACGAAUAAUAGUGUGCUUUCUGGACAAGCGUUGCUUUCGGGGCAUCCAGCACUAAUGCUUCGACACCACCAAAGAGGAAGCACUUUAAGACAACAUGGAACUCUAGGACGAAGGGCAAUUGCGUGGAAUACAUAUGAAAGCCCUAAGCAGGUGAGCACAAAAGGCAUCCUCGAGGGCCAGCAGAGAACUACAGGGCACGGUACAGCUUCAGUUGGCUGGUUCCGGUUCAAGCAGACCGAUCCAGAUUUUUUCGGAAUGCCUCACCGACCUUUAAGCACGACGCAAAGGCCUACUACACAAAAAAGCCGAAAAGGCAAUUCAGUCCCAGAGGCUGCCAAAUCUACGAACGACCGUCCUGAAAUGGUAAAAAAUAAAAGAUUUCCUUCGUCACUAUUUCACUCCACGGCAUCAGUGAAACCCUACAACAACACACGGUUCAAGCAUUUGAGUAUUUCGAGAAGGCGUCCCGGAUCGUUUGCCGAAUGGCAUCCACGCAGUAAAGUAAAUGCGGACAGACUUCCCGUUCCACUUCAGAAUGACACCUUAGCAAAAGCAGCCAUUCUGGCCGUGAUGCUUCGACCGGGAAAAGAUUUUUUGCACAACAUACAUUCAACGAUGAUACGCUUAGACGAAUCUGCCAGAGCCAGUCAACCUAUGAUCACUGCAAUAGGAAUCCAAACUUCUGGCCGAGGUGCGCAACGCUCAGCAGAGGCUGAAAUGGCAACAGAUGCCGACAAGCUUAGCAAUCUUCGUGUGAGGAACGAAAAGCAGGCGCUGACAGACUUUACUAAAAUAAGGACAAGGAUUCCGGUAUUGAAAUCUGCACAGGUCAUGCAAAAGAAAUUCGGAAACCUUCAGGUUUCAGGAGGCCAUGAUCGUUAUGGCCAAAAUGGAGAACAUCGAGGCCGCAGAAAAAAUGAUCAAAAGGCCCAAAGCAGGAAUGCCGAACCGGACGUAGGACAACUACCAAUGGAAAGGAGCAGCAGACAUGACGAAUUUGAGAAAAAUUAUGAUAAGACAAAAAGAAGCAUCCUGAGCGAUCUUAGCGACAUGAACAAGGACCGCCACUACAUGCCAAGUGAGUACAUCAUCAGUGUAAGGUAUAAAAAUACAACAGAUAAAGAAGCUGAAAAAAGGCUUAAAAGUCGAGGUUUCACAGAAACCCAUCAUCGGCUGGUGGAACGGUUUGAGAUCAUUCACCAGCAUGAGAACAGCGAGGAAGAUACUGGCAUCGAAGAAUCGAACAGUCCCGAUCAUGCAGCAACUGAGGAAAGCGUAAAUGCGCAGGUAAAGACUAUGGUCCGAGACAAUUUGCGGGCUAACCGAAACGGUGAAGAUAUCGCAACGAACCAAUUGGAUAGACCUCCUAUCGAGGUACGCACGCUUCUUCAUGGCUACAGAAGUAUGAAACCCUAUGAGCUCGUAUACAGAGGUAACCACUCUGAGAGCGUACAUAAAAUUCCAAGUGAGGGCUUCCCUGUCAACAGUCGCUUCAAGAACUGGGUUCACCGUAAUGUUGAAGUGUGAGCUUCCUUGUUUAAUCGGCUCUCCAACAUGUAUAACGAUAUCCGAGUCGCAACUAGUGGUUAGUAUUGGUAGUAUAUAUAUUAGUAGACGGCUUUCAAAUGUGAACGAAAUACAUUUUUCAUUAGAAAAGUUCUUCAGUAAUUUUACUAGUGUUAUUCUCGCAGUGACUGAAUAAUUCUAUGACAACAUAACUGCAAAACGUAUGGGUGUGUCGUAGCGGAAAACCAAAUCUACGCGAAACAGAUAUUGACGCUUAUUUAUUCUAGCCCGCCUUCAGUAAUUCUUCAUGGACAAUGCUGAUAGAAGCCUAAUUCGCUAGUCAAUGAAGACUUUCUACGUCGCUUUGAGACGACUGUGGCAGACUGUCAGUUGUAUAGCUGCUCAAACAAGUAGAUACGUGUUAUAUAAUUUUAAAAUAAAUGAGUAAACUCUUAGCCAAGCUAUAGCUGUCAAGGUCAUUAUUACGUGCUGCAACAUGUACAGCUGAAUGCAUUUCUUCCGUACUUAUUUAGCCUGUAGGUAUUUCAAGUUUUACGUCUCGGGCUACUGCCGUUAAGCGUUAGUUCACGCGUAUGGCUCCGUUCACCCCUAACAUAUAACCCUGCCAAAUAACGUUCCACUUAAGGCAAACAUAUGAUAGCCCUAAUCUUUGUUUAUGGGUGUUGAGACGUAACGCCGAGAACCUAUCCAUGUAAACUUGGCCAGGAUUUCUGUGAGCUUUUACGCUAGGGAACACUUAGGCAUUCGAAAACUUUAGAUGAUUAAACUUUGGGUGUUUUUUUCCGCCUAAAUUACGUCUAUCAGUCUGUGCCUGUGCGCACGCGAUUGGGUCUGUGGCCUUUUUCACUUGUCGCCACCCAU